AUAAAAUAAAAUAUAAAAAAGAGACCAGCCUCCAACUGAGUCAGAAGCUCUAUCUCUCUCCCUCUACAUUCCUUGCUUUCUUCUCAGACAUGGACGAGAAGUGGAAGCUGUCCAAAAAGGAUGCAUCAGCUGCGUCUUGCUCAUCUUCUAGUUCCUCCAAAUCCAAGUUCUCUAGAAGCUUCUCGACGAGUGCUUCCUCCACAAAGGCUCCUGUAUUCGUACGGAGCUCAUCCACCAAAUGCUCAGUGCCAUCUUCUUCAUCCUCCAUCUCCAGAAGCUCCUCGAAGAAAGAGAAAGGAUCAUCGUCAUCUUCCAUUACUCAAAAGUACAGUAGCUUGGCUAAGGAACAGAAGGGAAGGUUUUACAUCAUGAGAAGUUUGAUUCUCUACUCUAGGUUGUUGCCACAAGUUUCUAUACUGAGUCAUGAAUACAGAGAGGUAUAG
Molecule: messenger RNA, 443 nt
Organism: Eruca vesicaria subsp. sativa (arugula)
Lineage: Eukaryota; Viridiplantae; Streptophyta; Magnoliopsida; Brassicales; Brassicaceae
Source: the annotation of a GenBank genome assembly